GAGGAGGCCCGGCGCCUGCACCUCGGCCGGCCCGACCUGGCGCGCCUAGUCAGCAACUGGCUGGCGGCCCUGCGGCAGCUGCCCGCGUCGAGCGCCGCUGACGUCAGCAGGGAAGGCCGCGGCGGCCCACUGCAGGUCGGGUGCUACGCCAUGGGUCCCAGCGGGCUGCUGUCGCAGGCCCAGCUGCUGUGCCAUGACCUGAACAGCGGCCGCGGCGGCAGCAAGGGCGCGGCAGGGUGGGCGGCGGCCAAGGGGCCGGGCGGCGGCGGCGGCGGCCGGGGCAGGGGUGUCUUCAUGCGCUAUGUCUGCAGGACCCACAACCUCUGA
Messenger RNA from Monoraphidium neglectum, 327 nucleotides. RefSeq lists its product as hypothetical. The record is from RefSeq and is a predicted model, not a curated record. The annotation marks the transcript as partial. The transcript has a single exon. NCBI's taxonomy places the organism in Eukaryota, Viridiplantae, Chlorophyta, Chlorophyceae, Sphaeropleales, Selenastraceae.